This is a messenger RNA of Galdieria sulphuraria, 2191 nucleotides long. RefSeq names its product O-acyl transferase, membrane bound. The transcript has 7 exons. Gene Ontology annotation, cellular component: endoplasmic reticulum membrane. The record is from RefSeq and is a predicted model, not a curated record. The coding region runs from base 148 to 1542 and encodes 464 amino acids. NCBI's taxonomy places the organism in Eukaryota, Rhodophyta, Bangiophyceae, Galdieriales, Galdieriaceae.
GACUAUCCUUUCUGGUUGAUUGAAUAGUUAUUUUAUUCAACUUACAAGCUAUGUUUUCCAGCUUCUGUAAAAUCUUUUAACAUACAUUUCUGAUUCAUUUCUAGAAUGGCAUUCUAGAGAUUCCACAUUGGGAAAUGGAUCUGACUUAUGUCUGAGAACAUUAUGAGAAUGUGGUUGAAUAUCAUUCGAGGACUUGUACCGAACAAACAAGAGAAACUGCAGAAUCGUAUUUCUUCUAUGCCACUCGCAGCGACAAGUAACGGAGUCGAACAAGUACAUGCGGUCAAAAGUUUGGAAACGAAAAAAUUCGAGUCGAGCACUGAGGAAGAAUCUGGGCGUCGCGUUUCUUCGUGCUAUCUGAGAGACAGUAUGAUUACCAGGAUGAGAACACAAGGAGUAUCCCAGGAUGACCUUGUACGCAAACUUUUUGGACUAAAUAAUGUGCUGUGGGUUUUGUUCUCGUUGUAUUUUUUGCGUCUGUUAGUUGUUCGUACUAUUCAUGGUUUAUCUCCUGUUUGCAUUGACUUCUUGUUGACAAGUAUCUAUGAUGCUCCAAAAAUUAUACUCAUGUUUGGACUUAUUUGGGCGAGCUCCUAUGCUUUCUAUUUAAUACUUUAUUUAGAAAGAAAGAAACUUCUUUCACGUAUGCUAACGAAUGCCCUAUUGAGGUUUUGUUUACUUUUGCUACUUAUACUUCCUUGUAAAUGGGUGUUAUCCUGUGAAUAUCCAGUUGUUCCUUCUUUUUCUGUGGCAGCUCAGGCGACUUGUUUUUUCUUAAAAAUACAUUCGUUCGUUGCAGUGGUCGAAAGAGAAUGUUGGAGAGGAACCAGUUUGGAUUUAUUGUUAGAUUGGAAAAUGUUUUCUUAUUUCCUGGUUGCACCAACUCUAGUAUAUCGUGUGAAGGGUUAUCCUAGAACGAAAGAAAUUAGAUGGAAAUGCUUUUUUGGUUUGUUCAUUCAGGGAUGUGGACUGUUGUUUGUGAUGUAUCUUAUCAUGACCGAAUAUAUGUUACCAUUGUUUCAUAAUGCUUCCGACAUUCAUAGCAUAGAAUUUGUAGUUACGCUCAUUGUACCAACUGGAAUUUUUUAUUUACUUUUCUUUAUCCUUAUUUUUGAGGUUAUGCUCAAUGGAUUUGCGGAACUUACUCGUUUUGGUGAUCGGUUAUUUUAUGAAGACUGGUGGAACUCUGUAACGCAUGACGAAUUUCUAAGAAAAUGGAAUAGACCAGUUUAUAACUAUUUGAUGAAAAUUGUUUACAGUCAUUGUCGUAAAAUGGGGACAAACAGAUUGAAAGCGAUGACUUUGACAAUAGCAUAUUCUUCAGUAUUGCAUGAGCUUGUUCUUGCAGUGUCCUUCAGACGUCUGAGAUUGUACCUUAUGUCACUUAUGAUGACACAAACACCGUUAAUUUGGUUGAUGAAUAUUCUGCUUCGUAUUCAAGAGCGUAGACCCGUUUAUCGCCAAAUAUCGAAUAUUUUCUUCUGGAAUUAUAUUUUCUUAGGUCCUACUUUGCUGAUGUUGAUAUAUUCACGUGAAUACUAAAUGUUUAGCUGUAAUACGAAUUCAAAUUCUGUAAAACAACUGCGGAAAGACAAAUAGAAAGGUUGAAAGUGUGUUACAGUCUUCGAUCAUUGGAACAACAGCUAGACAUGUGUCAUAUCAGAAAAAAGCGAUGGAAAACUUUUCACCGUUUUCAAAUUUGCAUAUGAUUGAGUUAAAAGUAACCGAUAGGGAAUGAUUGGACAACCUUUUGUUGUUACUUCCCCUGGAUUGUACGGAAUAUUUUGGAAAGACAUCCUGGUUUGGAAAAGUUUUGAGAACUUCACUUGGAUUAAAGAUAUUAAGAGACUGAAUGAAAUGGAGAGUUAAGUUGAGACUGAGUCUUGUGAAGAAUGAUGAAAUCGUGAUAUGUCAUUAAGUGACGAAGUCAUGACCAUUUGAUGACAAGAAAAGCAUAGUAUCAAAAAACUCAUGAGAGAGUUGGCUUGUAAAAUCAUUCUCGCUCAACGAUAUUCUACAUUUUUCGAUGGCAGCGUCGUUAAGUGUUUCAAACGUAUGCAGAAUGCCAUUUUGUAACUCGCAUGUCUCAACAACUGAUAGAAUUGCCUUGUGGAUUUUAUGCUUUCUUAAAGCAAGAUAAUAGCGUUGUUACUCUAAACUUGUAAUAUGACAUAGAGCUAAUUCUGUUUGU